UAGAUAUUGGCGGGCAUCAAGAUGGCGUCGUUGGAAGAGGAUGAUUUUGCUGCAAUAUCAGAGCUAAUGGAUGUAUUGAGUGAAAGUGAAGAAGAGCAAGACAGCAACGAGAAGGAAGAAGAGAGAGAGACACAAGAAAAAACUGUCAGUCCUCCUUCACAGUCUGAAUCUGAUGAACUGGCUUCAUUAAGAGCCGAAAUGCUUAAAAUGAAGCAAGAGUUGGAAUAUUUAAAGAAGCAAACAUCAAGAGAGACGAAUCAAACGACCAAGAGAGAUCAAGAGAGUGUAGUUAUUAAAACUGGGCAGAGGAAAAGAACCGCCCACUCACCUGAUGAAAUGACAUCAUCAAUUAAGAGACGUAAAGUAGGUGGGGCUAACAGCGAUGAGUCAUGUGAUACUGAACGAUUUACCGGACUUAGAAUAAAGAAUCCAUUAGUUUCGUCCGAAUUAAUGAAAGAAAGGAUGAGUGGGCGUAAGAUGAUUAGGAUACCGCAAAUAUAUCCUAAUAUAAAGAAGGAGGAUUUUGAUAUUGCCGGAGAUUGGGUGACGGGCGGAGUAUUAGUUAAUAAACUACCACCCAAAAAUACAACAAAAGGUUCAAAGUUCAGUGUAUGGAAAUUGAGUGAUUUGUCUUCACAGAAUGACGUAGUCUCGUUAUUUUUAUUUGAUAAAGCAUUUGAUGUCCAUUGGAAGACACCAAUCGGUACAGUGGUCGCCAUCUUAAAUCCAAAAAUACAAAAUAAACAGGUUAAUUCUGGUCCUGGCAGUAAUUUCAGUCUAUCAUUAGACAAUAACAAUAAACUGAUGAUCCUUGGUGUCUCAUUUGAUUACACUGUCUGCUCUGCUAAUACCAAGUCUGGAAAGAAAUGCACGAAUUUUGCAAAUAAGCAGUAUGGUGGAAAGUGUGAGUAUCAUUUACAAGGAGAAUAUUUUAAAUCUAGAUCGAAAAGGAUGGAGUUACAGGGAAAUUAUGGACCGAAGACUAUUGACAUCCAUGCUAAGAUAUUAGGAAAGAACGAAGUGUUUCAUGGAGGAAAAUGGUUUAGCAAUGAGAAGAUCAAAGCUAAAAGAGACAGAGCUGAAGACGAAUAUUCGAAUAGACUGUUUGCUCCAGGUGCAAGUGAAAGAGCCAGGGAAAGUGUGACAGUCCUUGGCAAAGAACUCUGCGAGAAAUCUGGAGGUGUGAAAAUAUUUAAAGAUGGAGUGAGGACACAGAAAGGGAGUGAGAUAUUUAAGAAGCUACUCUCUGCUCAGACUCCUGGUGCUGUGUGCUAUAAUAAAUUUUUAGACAAGAAAGAGAAAGAAAAAAGUGAUGUUAAAUCAGAUAAGACUCCAUUGCAGCUGUUAAAUGAAUUCUCAAAAGAAAAAGAAAAGAAACAAGCCGUACCUAAACUUACUCAAUCUGAUUUCGAACUAUUUACUCCUGACAAUGUCACCGUGGCAACACCUGUUGCCAAGACAACACAGGUUGCUAAAGCAACGCCUGUUACUAAGGCAACUUCUAUUACCAAGACAACACCGGUUGCUAAAGCAACACCUGUUACUAAGGCAACUUCUGUCACCAAGACAACUCCUGUUGCCAAGGCAGUGCCUGUUACCAAGGCAAUGCCUAUGCUUGCGUCUAAAGAAAAUGUCAGACCUUUUAAAAGUGAGAGAGGGAAAGACAGCAGCUCCUGUUUAAGCAAGACAUCUAAACUAACAAGAGGAGAAAUAGCAAAACAAAGAGCUAAAGAACAUGCAAUUAAUGUAUUAAAGAGAGAUAAAUCUAAGUCAAAAAUUAAUGAUAUGACAUGUACAAAGGAGUUUGACUCUCCCUCUAUAUCUCGUCCCUCUUCACUAGAUAUUGAUAAAAUUGAAAGAUUAUUAUCAACUCAUUCUUCUCAUAGUUCUGCAGUUGAUGAGGAUGAAAGGGAAAAGGAAGAUACUUACUUUAAGCAGUUGGAGAGAAAGGAAGCGAUCGAAGAGAAAUUAAGAUCAACCACAGAACUGACAGUGAGUGCUGUUAAUUGUAUCGAGUGUAAUUAUGUUGCUGAGUCAGCAAGUAGUAGAUGUAUAAAUGAGUCACAUGUAAUUAAGAGAUUACGUGCUGUGAAGAGAUGUUUUAAAUGUGGUGGGUGUGGCUCCAGAGUAUUUACGUAUAAUGAACGUUAUCCUAAAAGAAAUUGCCAUUGUGGUGAUAGCUCAUACAGCCCUGCAUCUGUAUAUAAAGUGCGUACUGAUCCUAAGUUACCUGGGGAUGAGUUAUCACUUAGAGGAGAUGAAAUAAAAUUUUUAAACAGUUUAAAUUAAGCACACACUAAAAUCGAAAUAUUUAUACAUUUUUAAUAACAAUAUUUAAUAAUAAUAA
Messenger RNA from Amphimedon queenslandica, 2347 nucleotides. Its product is annotated as protein MCM10 homolog. Gene Ontology annotation, biological process: DNA replication; DNA replication initiation. Bases 22 to 2289 code for a protein of 755 amino acids. The transcript is spliced from 16 exons. Gene Ontology annotation, molecular function: single-stranded DNA binding; DNA replication origin binding. Lineage: Eukaryota; Metazoa; Porifera; Demospongiae; Haplosclerida; Niphatidae. The record is from RefSeq and is a predicted model, not a curated record. Gene Ontology annotation, cellular component: nucleus; nuclear replication fork.